CUUACUUUAAGCUCUUCAAAACCUUCCAUUUUUUCCUCUCUGAAAAUCUCCCACCAAAAUUCGAGCUCCCACUUCUCAUCCUCACUUUCACUCUUCUCAAGAUGCAAGAUCCGGCAUACUCCAAGCCGUUCUUCACCGGAACGGCGCCGUGUCCGCCCCCAUUCCGGCAGUCGAACCACCGGAGAGCCCACUCCGAAGUCAACUUCCGUCUGCCGGAGGACAUGGAUCUGGCUUCUGACACCUUGAACGCCGCUCCGGCGGGGAGCUUCGAGGAGAUCGGAUCGGAGGACGAUCUCUUCUCGACCUACAUGGACAUGGAGAAGAUAGGCGGCGGAUCCGGCCCGGGAGAUGCGGGUGUCGACAAUGCCGGCGGUGGAGGCGCGGAGGAGAGUGGGAAUGGCGGGAUGAAGAACCAGAUCCGUCCCCGACACCGGCAUAGCAACUCCGUGGAUAGCUCGAGCUUCAUGAUGCUUGGGGAAGGUGUGAUUGAGGCUAAGAAAGCCAUGGCUCCGGAUAAGCUGGCUGAGCUCUGGACAAUUGAUCCCAAAAAAGCCAAAAGAAUUCUAGCGAAUCGGCAAUCGGCUGCUAGAUCAAAAGAGCGGAAGGCACGCUAUAUAUCCGAACUUGAGAGGAAAGUUCAGACCCUUCAAACAGAAGCUACCACUCUUUCUGCACAACUCACCCUAUUCCAGAGGGAUACAACAUGUCUAAGUAAUGAGAACACUGAGCUUAAGCUCCGUUUGCAAGCCAUGGAACAACAGGCUCAACUACGUGAUGCUUUGAACGACGCACUGAAGCAUGAGGUCGAAAGACUCAGAAUAGCUACAGGGGAAAUGGCAGCCCCCUCGGAUGACAUCUACAGUUUGGGAAUGCAGUCGUACAGUCAGCAAACCACCUUGUUUUCACAUGAACCGCAAUCAAUUGAGUCGCGGAGCAUGCAGAUUCCUCCUCAGUAUCAUCAUCAUCAAUGGCAGCAGCAGCAAGAUCCUGUGGGCCACUUCCAGGGUCUCGAUAUCAAUGGCAGAAGCUCCCGCAGUGUGAAAACUGAAACCCCAUCUAUAUCUGCCAGUGAAAGCAACCACAGCACAACUACAUUCUAAUCCCUAUGUUUAUUCAUUCAAUUGUUCAUACAGCUGACUUAGUGGCAGAGGCGGUAUAUGCUAGGGCACUCCCCCCCCCCCCAAGGCAAUUCCGGCAAUGGUGUCCUUCGUAGUAUGGUGCCCCCCCCCCUCCUGAAAUACAACCCUGCUAUAUUGUCCUGACCAUCCAUGUUUAACGUCACCCGUAAAAUAAUUCUUUUUUUUAAAAAAAAUAUCACCCAUUCUUCCGGGGCAAGGAUUCUCUCCAAUACAAGUGUUUGUACAACAACAACAACAAGCAAAAUCAGUAGAGUCUCACAGAAGUAGGGUUUGGGAAGUGCAUAUAUGCAAACUUUUCUCUUACAUGGAAGUCGAGAGGCCAAUGCGGUUUGUGGCCGAAGGAAAAUAAAGCCACGAACGUUGCAGGGUACCAUUCGACAACCUUACUCAAGUGUCCAUUUUUCUUCAAUUAGUUUGAUUUUAUUCAUUUUUUACUCAACAUUUUAUUGAUGUACUAUCAUUUAUUCAACUCAUUGUUGAUGUGGGGGAGGCCAUGACUCAUGUGCUUAUUGAUUCUAUUGU
Cuscuta campestris is the source of this 1661-nucleotide messenger RNA. Lineage: Eukaryota; Viridiplantae; Streptophyta; Magnoliopsida; Solanales; Convolvulaceae. The record is from the annotation of a GenBank genome assembly.